AUAACAAGUAAACAUAAGCAAUGUUAUCAAAACAUUAUAAACUAUUAUCAAAAUAAACUAUUAAGUUAUUGUGUGCUGCAGGUCGUGAUAAAUGCAAUGAAUGCGAUAUGCGAUAUCAUUAUUCAUUACUCAGUACCACGAUUUAAGAUAGAAUCUUAAAGAUAUCUUAAACCGUGCUCAGUACUCAGCAGUCAGCAGUCAGUACUCAACAGUCAGCGCAGCAGUCGCCACUCCGCUCGCUAGUCGGCAGUUCAGACUUCAGGCGUUCAGCUACAUGGUUCAUAGCCCGUUCACAACUACCUAUACGACUAUAAUACACGGUUUAAAACUUAAAUCAUAAAUUGAAUUAGGUAUUAUAAUAUGAAUUUAUCGUAAAUCAUGUUACAAAAUUGAAAACGCAGGCACCUCGGACUUCAGAAGGAUUUAAAAUUAUCUUGUGGCGAUGGACGCCGACGAACCCAGCUAUGAAUUUUCAACGUUAAAGUGUCAAUGGUCGUUAACCGACUCUCCCACCGUGAAGGUACACCUGAAAGUGGCGUUUUGCGAUGGGGCGGCUGACGAUGAGACACGGGUGGCGAUGCAGGUAACUGCUAUUGUGAACACGUCGUUCGAUGAUUAUGUAGUGUACACGGGAUUCGUGAUCGGCGAAAAGGCAGCUAAUCAGAGCCUACAUUCGGGGGUCCAACACGACUUAGAUAAAUCGACAGCUACUCGCGUCUGGUUACGGGACGCCCGAGCCGCAUUAGUUUGUAGUAGCAACAAUUCAACAGCGGAAUACGAAUACCAUUUACGACGGGAAGACGAUAACGACCGACUGCUUACGUUAGCGUGGAAGAUUAAACUCCGCCCGUUUGGCUUGGCGACACUAGGCGUGGUUCAGAUGAAAGAGGUGACGCCCUCGAUGUCAGUGGCGUGCACUUCGUUCAUCACGCCGCUGAUUCGUUUACUGUCUGCUGAACGGAAGCAUCGGGAAUUAUCCGAUUUGGCGGCCUCGAACCGCGAGCGAUGCCAGUUGGAAGACAACCGUCGACUGCUGAACGAGAUGCAGUCGAUGGUUGACGGCCGACGGUUAGAUGACCAGCGGCUAAUGGCUCGGUUUGUGGAAGUGUUGAACUCGAAGAAACGGCGGAUAGCCGAUUUGCGACAGGAGUUGGCUGAGCUGAAAAUUGAGUCGAAUGUGCCACAGUCAGUGGUCGUUACCGUCGAACGAGAUAAAUUGAUAGGUCAACGACGACGGGGACGUGGUACAUGUCGUGGUCGACCUAGAUUGAUUAAAAAGAUUAAACAGUCCAGAAGUAGUGGUGUGGACAUAAAAUGGUGUUCUUCCUCGUCCGAAGAUGAGAACACCACUUUACGACAUAUCAGUGACAAUAGCCAGUUGCCUGAGUCUAUAGAAAUGGGUGGAUUAAAUAGUAUCAAUAUUUCUGAUAAUGUAGUUUCAGAUGCUAAGGAGCCCCUGAUGUCCACUUCAGUAUCAGCGUCUCCUACGGUACCAGUUUUUCCUAUUGUACCAGCAUCUAUUUUAGCUGAAAACAUACCAAUCGAUCCCAGGUACUUAGCUGAUACUCUAAUAGAUUCACCUAACAGUUCGCCAACAUGGUUGCAACAACCAUUAACAGUUUCACUAUCGCCUCAGCUACAGCCAUCAAUAAAUCAACACUGUGAACACGAACUACCAAAAAAAAAGUCUGUGCUCGAUGACCUAUGGUCUGGUAUUUUAUAACUAGUAAUGUUGUAUUUAAACAAACAACCACAUUACCAUACCUAUUUUUUUUUACUUGUAUUUUUUUUAACAUUUUCAUUUUUGUAAUAUUAUAUUAUACCUACCUAUUUUUUAGAUAUAGGUAACUGGUACAGAUAUUAUUCUAUUACAAUAUAUAAAAAAUUUAUAAAUGAUUAAACAUUAAUGUACUUUUAACAAAAUAAUGAUAUUUUUGAAAUAUAAUAGUAUAGUUGAAUUAUUCACGGGAAAAGCGUAACAAUUACCCUAUAUAAUUAUUUUUAUAAUUUGAUUAGUAUGUUGCGUUUAUGAUUCAUUUUUGUGUAAGUAAAUUAGUUUAUGUUUUAAUCAUUGUUACUGUUAAACAACUUAAAUGUUUAUUUUACUAUUAAUUUUGAACAAUUUUUGAUAUUGUUUUUAAGAUGUUAAAUAAAUUAUUUAAAAUAUAUUUUGUAAAUGUUAUAGUUACACUAAAAAAACAACUUUUUUAUGAACAUUUAAAUUAAUACCAAAUAUAUUAUCAUGUCUAUUAAGUUAUAUUGUAUAAUAUAGUAUAUUAUAAAAUUGUAGUACAGGUACCUAUACCUACUAGCUACUACAUUUAUACAUUUAUACCACAGUUAAUUAUUAUAAUAUAUUUAUAUUGGCUGUGAUACCUUAAUUUUGUGUUACAUUCUUAAUUGUAUUGUUGAACUUAUUUAUUUUAGAACUUGUAAUUGGUAUUGUCCAUUUAAAAUACAAUAAACACAUAAAUAUGAUAA
Aphis gossypii (cotton aphid) is the source of this 2481-nucleotide messenger RNA. RefSeq lists its product as uncharacterized. Gene Ontology annotation, biological process: DNA recombination; double-strand break repair. Gene Ontology annotation, molecular function: DNA binding. Lineage: Eukaryota; Metazoa; Arthropoda; Insecta; Hemiptera; Aphididae. Gene Ontology annotation, cellular component: nucleus. The transcript has a single exon. The record is from RefSeq and is a predicted model, not a curated record. Bases 443 to 1723 code for a protein of 426 amino acids.